AUGGCUCGAGGUUAUUUAACGCAUCUCAGUGAGGAUAGGCCGACCAUCCUCUAUUCACGAGAAUCGCAUCACACAUGGCGAUAUCACAAGCUGACUGGUCCUCAUACUUCUGGUCAGCCAGCAACGGCCAGAAGUUUUAUUGUCCUAACUCCGGCGGAGACUACGCGUCCAUCCAUGUCCGGUCUUUGCUCACCAGCCUUCUCUUCCACCACCCUUCGGCCCACCGAACGACAUGGUGCGAUAAAAUCCAUUUGCCAAUCCUCUAGCCAAUAUUUCUACCUCAAACAGUUACCCAGAAGAAUAAAUCAAAAUGAUCGCUUACUGACCUCAGAAGAUCUGAUGUACGUUGCAUCCUUUGAUGUCUAUACUCAACGUCAAAUCGGGAAACAAAGGUACCCGUGUCUUGCACUACGCCUUAACAGCCGCCUAAAUGACAUCCAAUCAGAUCCAAAUUGCGCUGAGCAAAAUUAA
Molecule: messenger RNA, 471 nt
Organism: Opisthorchis viverrini
Lineage: Eukaryota; Metazoa; Platyhelminthes; Trematoda; Opisthorchiida; Opisthorchiidae
Exons: 4
Coding region: 1-471 (156 amino acids)
Source: RefSeq, a predicted model, not a curated record